ACAGAGGAGUUCCUGGAAUUCCAUCCCAAAAAAGAGACAGAGAGAAAAAGAGAGAGGGGGACAGAGUUCCUGGGAUUCUUCUAAGGGAAGCUUGUGGGAUUCUCUGAUUCCCUUUGCUGGGGUCAGAGGAUCAUAUCAUCUCUUCCCUCCCAUUCAAUUCCAAUUACUUUCUUCUUCUGCUGAAAAAAAGAUAAGGAAUAGAAAGCUUAAGCAGAGUAUUCAAAUUUCCAUGGGCUUGAGCUACCAUUGAUACAAAGAAGAAGAAAUCUCAAAUGGGUGUUUCUCAAAAGGAGGGGAAAAUGGAAGGUUGGUUGUAUCUCAUUCGGUCCAACCGGUUGGGAUUGCAGAACUCGCGGAAACGAUAUUUCAUUCUUGACGACAACCGACUCGAUUGCUACAAGAUGGCGACUGUAUCGAAGAAAGAGGAUCCUAUAAGAAGUGUGGAAAUUGAUUCAUUUAUGCGUGUUACUGACGAUGGAAGAGAGACCAUUCAUAGGAAGGAAUUCUUCAUAUUUACACUCUAUAAUGCUUCUAAUCACAAUGAUCGGAUUAAGUUGGGAGCCACAAGUUCAGAAGAAGCAGCAAAAUGGAUCCGCUCCUUCAACGAAGCUGCAUUAAAGGAAUGUGCAGAUCAACAAGACAAUAUUUUGGCUUGUUCCAAAAGGAAAUGGCACUCUUUGAGGUUGAGCCGUGGCAAACGAUCGAGUCGUUUGAACUCCCUAGAUUUAGUGGACUGGACUGUUUGCUCAUCUGGGCAUGCCAAUCCAAUUACUGCUGACGUUCUUGCACCUUCUCCUUGGGCAAUAUUCGGCUGUCAAAAUGGUUUACGGCUAUUUAAAGAGGCAAAGGAUGGAGAUUUCCACGGAAAGGAUUGGGAUGACCAUCCAGCUAUAAUGGCAGUAGGUGUGGUUGAUGCAACUUCAGAGGCCAUCUUCCAGACCAUUAUGUCUCUUGGCCCUUCAAGAUCAGAAUGGGACUUCUGCUUUUCUCGCGGUAGUCUGGUCGAACAUCUCGAUGGUCAUACUGAUAUCAUUCAUAAGCAGUUGAACAGCGAUUGGAUGCCUUGGGGAAUGGCCCGAAGAGAUUUACUUCUGCGACGGUAUUGGAGGAGGGAAGAUGAUGGAACAUACGUAAUUCUUUACCAUUCUGUAUACCACAAGAAAUGUCGACCUCGGACUGGCUAUAUCCGAGCAUGCCUUAAAAGUGGAGGUUAUGUAAUAUCACCAGUGAGCCAAGGGAAACAAUCAGUUGUCAAGCACAUGCUUGCAAUCGACUGGAAAUUUUGGAAGUCUUAUGUAUUGAGUUCAUCCGCGAAAUCUACAACCAUUCGAAUGCUAGGAAGAAUUGCAGCGCUGAGAGAAUUCUUCAAGGCCAAACUAGGAAACUACCCAUGCUCCAAUUUCUCAUCAGGUGAAUUGACUAAAGAGAUUGAGUUGCCACAGAGCGAAAAAGAGCAAAUCAAGGUCGAAGUUCAACCGAUGGCAGAGAGCCCAAAGAGUGAGGUUUUAACAGAAGAGGAGGUGCAAAAAUCACCCACGAAGGUGGCAAGGCUGAGUGGACCAUUUCUUCAACUUAGCGACGCGGCUGAUGAAUUCUUCGAUGUUGCAUCAGAGAACGACCAAUCAGAUGAUUCAUGGUCUUCUGAUACAGGACAAGAAAUGCAAUCUCAGGAUCCAUGCUAUCCCAAGCUACCAACAGCUUCAGAUAUUGUGAAAAAAUUGCACGACCUAGCAGCCCAGAAGAGGGGUCAAAUGGAUUUGCAAGAGGCAGAAGUGGAAGAUAGCAUGUCAUGCAGCUAUGGAACCACUCUUUCAAAGGACCCAAGUUGUACUUCUGCUUGCUCUUGGAUGACAGCGGAUCCGUCCACAUUUCUCAUCCGAGGCAAAAAUUAUCUAAGAGACAAUCAAAAGGUCAAGGCAAACGGUACCUUGAUGCAAAUGGUUGCUGCGGAUUGGCUAAGAUCUGAUAAGAGAGAAGAUAAUCUUGGUGGCCGUCCUGGGAGCAUUGUUCAGAAAUAUGCAGCACAGGGUGGCAAUGAGUUUUUCUUUGUUGUUAACAUCCAGGUUCCGGGCGUGACUGCAUAUAAUCUUGCACUAUAUUAUAUGUUGGAUGCCCCCAUCGAAAGCAUCCCCUUGUUAGAUAACUUCGUAAAAGGAGAUGAUGCCUUUCGGAAUUCAAGGUUCAAGCUCAUACCAUACAUUUCACAGGGAUCUUGGAUUGUGAAGCAAAGUGUUGGAAAGAAAGCAUGCUUGGUGGGUCAAGCUCUGGAACUAAAUUAUAUCCACGGGACGAACUACUUGGAGGUUGGGAUUGAUGUGGGCUCAUCGACAGUGGCAAGAGGUGUCGUCAGUCUAGUCCUUGGAUACCUGACUAAUCUUGUGAUAGAAUUGGCAUUUGUGGUUCAAGCUAACACCCAAGAGGAGCUCCCAGAAUGUCUACUUGGAACGUGCCGCCUUAAUCACUUGGAUGCCUCAGAAGCAUUUCUGGUGAAGCAGUGACUGCUUGGGUAGUCUCAUGUUGCAAUUUUUUUUUUCUUCUGGGCACCAUGAAGUCAAGAUGCUUUCAUUGCGUACGAAGCAAUGGUGACGGAACUCGAUAUGUAUGUAGUCAAUU
Messenger RNA from Magnolia sinica, 2613 nucleotides. RefSeq names its product protein ENHANCED DISEASE RESISTANCE 2-like. The record is from RefSeq and is a predicted model, not a curated record. NCBI's taxonomy places the organism in Eukaryota, Viridiplantae, Streptophyta, Magnoliopsida, Magnoliales, Magnoliaceae. Bases 273 to 2498 code for a protein of 741 amino acids. The transcript has 22 exons. Gene Ontology annotation, molecular function: lipid binding.